Molecule: messenger RNA, 165 nt
Organism: Rangifer tarandus platyrhynchus (Svalbard reindeer)
Lineage: Eukaryota; Metazoa; Chordata; Mammalia; Artiodactyla; Cervidae
Source: the annotation of a GenBank genome assembly
AUGAGUGUUUGUGCUUUGUCAAGUGUAAUCAGCACGGCGAUAAGGGCUCCCCUUGCAGCUGUGGGCGAAGAUAGGCAGCCCCAUAAAGCUGGGUCACCAACGGGGCACCGGGGUGAAAAGAUCACAGAUUAUGCCCAGAAUGACGCUGUCCAUCGUCUGCUGGAG